UCUUCUCUUAGGGCACGCUCUUAGUUGCUGUGGACUCUAGCCACGACCACGAGCUCUCCUUGUGGGACUGGCAGAAAAACGAGAUCCUUGGCAGAGCUGUUGCAAAUCCAGCUCCCGUUCUGGGCUGCCACUUCCCGCCGUCUGAGAACGAGCUGUUCCUGACGUUCGGCGUGCAGCAUCUGUGCUUCUGGAGGAAGGGAAAAGAGAACUACCUCGACCGUCUGGACGCCAUCACCGCUGAACAUGCGCCGAAGACAAUCACAGCCGUCGACUUCAUGGGCAGCGCAGGCUUCGUGACCGGCGACGAUGCGGGCUACGUCACCGUCUGGUCGGCCUCCAAGGAAGGCAGUUACUUCUUCAUCAGCAAGGAAUUCAGGGCGCACGAGAACGACGUGAACGUCCUCCUGUUUCUGCCGCACAAUCUGUUAAUAUCAGCGUCGGCUGUAGACAGAGAAGAUCAGAUCAAGGCGUGGGAUGCCGACAAGAAGUUCCAGAAGCUUGGCGUAACAUCGCUGCCGAAGGGGACGGGCGGCGUGCAUGCCAUGUGCCAACACUUGCCAAAUGCUGCCGACGAGAACGUCUUCGUAGGGACCACGCACAACCUCAUCAUGGAGGGCUCCUUCAAGAGGAAGUUUCGGCCCGUCAUACAGAGCCACUGUCGCGAAACGGUGAGCGUUGUGGUAUCUCCGACUGAAAACGUCUUCUUCACCGUUGGCCGAGACAGGGCGGUCUGCCGUUGGAACAUCUCUAGCCUUGUCUGGAUGACGCCGGUCGAG
This is a messenger RNA of Rhipicephalus sanguineus (brown dog tick), 776 nucleotides long. RefSeq names its product echinoderm microtubule-associated protein-like CG42247. Lineage: Eukaryota; Metazoa; Arthropoda; Arachnida; Ixodida; Ixodidae. The record is from RefSeq and is a predicted model, not a curated record. Gene Ontology annotation, molecular function: microtubule binding. The annotation marks the transcript as partial. The transcript is spliced from 6 exons. Gene Ontology annotation, cellular component: mitotic spindle. Gene Ontology annotation, biological process: microtubule cytoskeleton organization.